AUGCAUUUCUACUCUCCAUCAAUUCUUAUGCUCGCCUGGACAAUUGUUCUUACCGAAGCUUCAUGGAUUCCAGGAAGAAGACAUAUCCAUCUUUUUUCACGGUCCCAAAGGGAGUAUCAAGAACCUUCGAAUAUCGAUAACUCGAUUCGAAGAUUGACGCCAAAUAUUAGUACCCCAGGAAAUCAAACCUCUGGGAAUUUGACAGCAACAACUCGAUUUAGUCGAAAUGCGUCCGUCCCGCUUCUUGCCCCCUUAUAAGAUAUUUGCAGUAUAGGAAGUAAUCACACUACGAUUCCAGCAUCUUGUAUCAGUGCUCUUAGACCAGCUCGGACAACUACCUGCUCAACUGUUAUUGUCGGUUUCUACACGAGCAUCACCGUUUCCGAUUGCUCCCAAACCAUUACCUUUUCCACGGAAAAUGGAUAUGCGUUCGUCUCUACAACUGCAUAUCCAACACCUACACCAUUCCUUCGAGUCCGGCAAGAAGAACAAGCACAAGGCAUUUCUUCUCAAGAAGGGUCACCCCGCGUUCAAAAACUCCGAACGUACUACGCGGCUCCCUGGAAAGAAUUGGCCGCCAACGAUCCCAAAGAUAUCGAAGUCAAAACGUGUAAAGUGAACGAAUCAGAUAAGGAUGAAGACUGCGAGGUGGAUAGCAGGGAAUACGUUCUAGCAACGAAUUGCAAGGAAGUGACAGUCACGAGCACAUUAUCCAUCUCAACUACACUCUCAUCGGUACAUCCCCUAUAUUUUUUCAUGUAUACGAAAAGUACGACUAACAGACAAAUAGCCGAUUCGUCUAAGAAUUCCUCCAAAUACAACCAUUAGUGUCCCGGCUGGCUCCAUGGACCUUUCCACCGAACUCGCAAUCCCUAGUGCAACACCCGAAGCCAACUUUUCGCCGGUAGAAAUUGGAAGUACUUCGACGAUUGAAUUGACGACUACGAUUGAGGAAACUUCGACAUAUUUUAUCACUAUGACUCUCAAUCAAACCCUUACAUCUAAUCGGACUAGUACUAUUACCAAGACUAUUAUGUUGGCUAGCCAGACUACUGAACCUGUUGAGUCGUGAGUGCCUUUUGUUCUUUCGCGAUGAUGGGAUAUGAGAGCUGAUUUUGAUAGAACGUCAACGUCUGAAAUUGAAUCAAGUAGCCAGACUCUGGAGUCUACGUGAGUUUCACCUUCCAAAUACGUGUCUUGAAAUGGUGCUAACUUCCUCAGAACAAUCUCAAGUAACUCCUCUUCCACCAGCCAAACCAUCGAUGCCACAGAGUCGUAAGUACAGAUCCCAAGUAAAAACACACCCCAUGACUAAUAUAUCCAGAAACCCAACCCAAAACCCAAUAGAGAGCACAUCAAACUCCACCACAUUCCAACGUCAAAUCGCUCCAUCGAACGGGACAGCCUUCUUUUCCGCACCAUCAGCACCUACUACAACACUCACCUAG
Molecule: messenger RNA, 1448 nt
Organism: Hymenoscyphus albidus
Lineage: Eukaryota; Fungi; Ascomycota; Leotiomycetes; Helotiales; Helotiaceae
Source: the annotation of a GenBank genome assembly